This is a messenger RNA of Branchiostoma belcheri (Belcher's lancelet), 2410 nucleotides long. RefSeq names its product spermatogenesis-associated protein 20-like. The transcript has 14 exons. Bases 97 to 2322 code for a protein of 741 amino acids. NCBI's taxonomy places the organism in Eukaryota, Metazoa, Chordata, Leptocardii, Amphioxiformes, Branchiostomatidae. Gene Ontology annotation, biological process: carbohydrate metabolic process. The record is from RefSeq and is a predicted model, not a curated record.
GUUCUCCCUGCAGACGUCCCGGAGAGUGACAUCAGAAGACGUCGGCUGCUGCAGAAAUAAUAUAACACCCAGACUUGUCUGGCAGCAGUGAGGACCAUGGCUACAGGCGGGGCGUCCAGUUCUGGCUCCAGGAGGGGAGGGAAGCACAAGAACAGGCUGGCUGAGGAGAAGUCUCCUUACCUGCUACAGCACUGCCACAACCCUGUGGACUGGUACCCAUGGGGAGAAGAUGCCUUCAAGAAGGCAAAGAAAGAGAACAAGCCUAUUUUCCUGUCAGUGGGUUACUCCACGUGCCACUGGUGCCAUGUGAUGGAGAGGGAGUCCUUUGAGAGUGAGGAGGUGGGGAAGAUCAUGAACGAACACUUCGUAAACGUCAAGGUGGACCGUGAAGAGAGACCUGAUGUGGACAAGGUCUACAUGUCCUUUAUACAGGCCACCAGUGGAGGCGGUGGAUGGCCCAUGAGCGUAUGGCUGACCCCUGACCUGAAGCCCAUCGCGGGUGGAACGUACUUCCCGCCUAAGGACCACAUGGGACGACCAGGAUUCAGCACCAUCCUCACCAGAAUUUCUGAACAAUGGAAGAACAACAAGGACAAGUUGAUCCAGCAGGGGAACAUGGUGAUUGAUGCACUGAAGGAGCUGUCUGCCUCUGCCGUGGACAGCUCAGCCACUCUACCUGGCCAGGAGAGUGUCAGGAAAUGUCUGGACCAACUGGAGAACUCGUACGAUGAGGAGUUUGGAGGAUUUGGGCAUGCACCAAAGUUCCCUCAGCCUGUGAAUUUUAACUUCCUGUUCAGAGUAUGGUCCAGUAUGAAAGGUGCCCCAGAGGCUCAGAGGGCCCUGGACAUGGCAGUGGAAACUCUCAGGUUCAUGGCUAAGGGAGGCAUGUAUGACCACAUUGGACAGGGUUUCCAUCGUUACUCCACUGACCGCACCUGGCACGUCCCACACUUUGAGAAGAUGCUGUACGACCAGGGCCAGCUGGCUGUGGCGUACUGCGAUGCCUACCAGAUCACCAAGGACCCCUUCUUUGCUGACAUCGCUCGAGACAUCCUUCUGUACGUGUCCAGGGACCUCAGCGAUAGGCAAGGAGGUUUCUACAGUGCAGAGGAUGCUGACUCCCUGCCUAGUCCUGGCAGCAAGACCAAGAAGGAGGGAGCCUUCUGUGUGUGGGAGGCUGAUGAGAUUCGGAACCUCCUGGGCGAGAAACUGCCGCACUACGAUGACAUGACCUUCGCUGAUCUCUUUGCCAAGCAUUACAACAUCAACAGGAGUGGCAAUGUGGCUUUUGACCAGGACCCACAUGGAGAGCUUGCUGGUAAGAAUGUCCUGAUAGUGCGAGGUUCCAUGGAGAACACGGCUAAGGCGUUCGGCCUGGAGGUGUCUCAGGUGGAGGAGGUGCUGGGCAAGUGUCGGGACAUCCUGUUUAAGGUGCGGAGGAAGAGACCACCUCCUCACAGGGACGACAAGAUGAUCACUGCCUGGAAUGGUCUGAUGAUCUCAGGGUUUGCCCGUGCUGCUCAGGUGUUGGGAGAGGCCCAGUACCUGGACAGGGCCAUCAAGGCAGCCAAGUUUGUCAGGAAGAAGAUGUACGACGACAGCACGGGAAAACUGCUGCGGAGCUGCUACCACGACCCUGAGAUGGACCGCGUCACGCAAAUAGCCAACCCAAUUGAUGGGUUUGCGGAUGACUAUGCGUUCCUGAUCCGUGGCCUGCUGGACCUGUACGAGGCGUCCUAUAACGAGGAGUGGGUAGAGUGGGCGGCACAGCUGCAGAGGAAACAGGAUGAGCUGUUCUGGGACAGCGAGGGGCUGGCCUACUACACCGUGUCAGGGGAUGACCCUUCUGUUCUCAUCAGGAUGAAGGAAGACCAAGACGGUGCAGAGCCAAGCGCUAAUUCUGUGUCGGCCGGAAACCUGUUGAGACUGGCCAGUUUCCAUGACGAUGAAGGUUGGAGGAACAAGUCCGUACAGCUGAUGACGGCGUUUGGAGCCCGGCUGGCAGCCAUCCCCCUGGCCCUGCCAGAAAUGGUGUCAGCUCUCAUCUUCCACCUGCAGACACCCAAACAGAUCAUCAUUGCAGGAAACCCCAGAGAUCGUGACACCAAGGCCUUGUUACAGUGUGUUCACAACAGCUUCAACCCCAACAAGAUUCUCAUAGUCGCUGAUGGCAAGGAGCACGGCUACUUGUACGAGAAACUCAAAGUUUUGAGCACGCUAAAAAAAGUUGACGGCAAAGCUACGGCAUACGUUUGUGAGAACUAUGCCUGUUCUCUUCCUGUUAAUACUGUGUUGGAACUGGAUGAAUUGUUGUCAAAGUGAUGCUUGUUAGAUUUGUAGGAAACCUGUAAGGCCAUGUUGAUUUGAUUAUAUGGAUGACAUCUGUGCACGUAUUAAUUUUUGGCUGUUU